AUGGAGCAACCCAAGCGCCGACAAGAGCGCUACACGAAUGCGCAACGCAAGGUGCCAUUUGCAGAGUUCAGCAUGUUCAACGACUGGCGCUUGAAGGAAGCCAAGACCUUGUCAAGCACACGGCAUGGACGACAUGCAACCCUCGGUGGGCAAGGUCACAAAGAACUUACCCCGAUCACCGACAACAUAUUAGCGUACAUGUGA
Aphanomyces astaci is the source of this 204-nucleotide messenger RNA. RefSeq lists its product as hypothetical. Lineage: Eukaryota; Oomycota; Saprolegniomycetes; Saprolegniales; Verrucalvaceae. The record is from RefSeq and is a predicted model, not a curated record. The transcript has 2 exons. The coding region runs from base 1 to 204 and encodes 67 amino acids.